UCGCCAACAUUCGACAAUGGAAUCGGCCAGUCGCGCUUCAGACAUCUUCCCGUCACUUCUGCCGCUCAACGGUAUCCUAAUUUAUCGAUUCUACAACCAUUCAAAUUUGAGAUCGUAAGUAUGGACGUGUAUUGCCGCUGAGUGCGUCUGCCAAAAGUAAAGAGAGCAAAUGACUCAACUGACGUUCACCGAAGUGGAAGAAUGGUUGGACUCGCACCCGGACAUGAGUCAGGACUACUUCCUGCGCAAAACAGAUCUCGGCCUCGUCAACAACUGGCUCGUCUCACAUGGGUUCCUCACCAUCAACGACUACGUCACUGGAAACAGUCGUCGAGGCUCAGACACGUCUGGAAACGUGAGCCCGAACGGAGGCUACUCGGAGGAGCAGACGACCACCGUGGCCCACCAGGGUCCGGCCGGGCCCACCAUCCUGGUGCAAGGCCACCAUCGCCGCAAUAGCUCCAAGCGCUGUCUGCGACACGACUUCGCAAGAUCCAAGAGUCGCAGCGUCUACAGAACGCACGAGAUUCUCAGCCAGAACACGCCCACCUCUUCUAGUCGGCGCUCCUCUCUCAAGGAUAUGCGCAAGUACACCUCGCUGCCCCCCAAUUCCAUCAACAUGCUGUCGCUGCUGAUUGAAUCGAAGGUGCGACUGCCGCAGUGCAUGACACACAGUCGCGCCACCAAACGCGAACAGCUGCGCGUGCAGGGCGAACGCGACUUCUUCUUGGGAAUCGUCAGAGAUGUCGCUACCGAUCUCGACCUCAAAUCACUCUCGCAGAAGACUGUCGACAAUCUCACAGUGCUGCUAGACGCAGACGGCGCUUCGCUGUUCCUGGUGGAGGGACCGAGAGGUGGAAGACAGACGCUGGUGUCGAAGGUGUUCGACGUGCAUAGCGGUGCCAGCCGCUUCCUGCUGCCGGGAGGAGGGGCAUCCACUGACAACGAGGUGCAGGUGCCCUGGGGGGUCGGCGUGCUAGGUCAUGUCGCCGACACCGGAGAGACUGUCAAUCUGCAAAUCGCCUGCGAGGACCCAAGGUUUGAUGACGAGGUUGAUCGCAUAAUGGGCUAUCACACUGAAUCACUGCUCUGCAUGCCUGUGAGAAACGCAUAUGACGAAAUUAUCGCUGUUGCCCAGGUCAUUAACAAAAAUCCUGAUCGAGACGAUGGCCAUUUCACUUGCAAGGACGAAAAGCUUUUUGAAACUUAUCUACAAUUCGUCGGAAUAGCUUUGACAAACGCACAAAUAGUGGAGACAUCUAGACAGGAGUAUGAUAGGAACAGGAACUUAUUAGAAGUUGUACAUGAUUUGUUUGAAGAACAAACAUCGCUGGAAAAAGUUGUUCUGAAAACAAUGCAGCGAGCACAAAAACUUUUGAAAUGUGAAAGAGCGGCUGUGCUUUUAGUAGAAGAGAACUCUGAGCCAAACACCAAGUUUUCCAAGCUUUUUGAAUUGAAUUCUCCUUCCAAUGGUCCGAAUGGCCAGAUCUCAAACAACAAGAGUCGCAACGGCAUGGAGAACGGUAACGUGUCGCAGUACCUGCUGGGUUUAGCCGAGAGGGUGGCCGCCUCAGGGGAGGUGAUCAACGUGGCCGAGUGUGUGGAGGUCGAGAAGGGGUCCGUCGGAAAUGUGCGCUGUCUGCUCGCCAUGCCUGUGCGCAACAGAAACUACCAAACCAUAGGUGUGGCAUGUAUCAUCAACAAACUGAACAAUCUUCCAUUUGAUGAAGCUGAUGAGCAACUUUUUGAGGCUUUUACCAUAUUUUGCGGCCUAGGAAUUCACAACACUUUGAUGUACAACGAAGUUGAAAAGGCAAUGGCUCGACAAAAAGUCACAAUCGAGGUGCUCUCAUACCACGCUACAGCGUCGAAUAAAGAAGUUGAAGCUAUAUUGGAAAAGCCUGUACCAGUAGCAGACGAACUAAAUCUUUACUCACUAUCAUUCGAUGAUUUUUCACUAUCAGAUGAAGAGAUGGUGCUUGCCUCAGUAAGCAUGUUUUUGGAACUGGGAUUGGUUAAGCGUUUCAAUAUAGAAAAAGAGACUUUGUACAGAUUCCUCAUAACAGUGCGUAGGAAUUAUCGUGAUGUGCCCUAUCACAAUUGGAGACACGCUUUCAAUGUGGCACAAGUCAUGUUUGCAAUUUUAAUGGGUUGUGAGAUGAAAGGGACGUUCAGUGACUUGGAAGUCCUUGGAAUGUUUGUUGGAUGUCUCUGUCAUGACUUGGACCAUCGAGGAACUAAUAAUGCAUUCCAACAAAAGACUGGAUCAGCUCUUGUUCUUCUCUAUGGAACAACAAACACAAUGGAGCACCAUCAUUUCAAUCAUGCAGUCAUGAUUUUGAGCAGUGAGAAUCUCAACAUUUUCUCCUCACUGAAUGCAGAAAGCUAUUCACAAGUGAUGAAAGUAUUAAAACAUAGUAUUUUAGCAACAGACCUCUCAACCUACUUCCAACUACGUCCGAAGUUCUUCGCGCUGGUGGAGAGCCGGCAGUACAGCUGGGGCUGCGAGGAGCACCGGGAGUUGCUGCACUCGAUGCUGAUGACAGCGUCGGACAUCGCGGCGUCGUGCAAGCCGUGGCCCGUGCAGCAGCGGGUGGCACAACUGGUCACCACCGAGUUCCUCGUGCAAGGCGACAAGGAGCGUCACGAGCUGCACAUCCAGCCACAGGCACUCAUGGACCGCGAGCGCCAGCACGAGUUGCCGCAGCUGCAGAUGCGAUGGAUCAGCGACAUCUGUCUGCCGCUCUACACGUCUCUGGGUCAGAUGAAUCCCAAGUUGAACGUGAUGACUGAAGGUGCCAUGGAGAAUAUGGCGCAUUGGGCCGAGAAAGCCGCUGAAGCCAACGUAACGUGAUAACAUCACCCAGUACCUCUACCAAGCAAUACUUAAUAUUACCCUCAAACUGUAAAUAGGUGUACUUGUGUAAUUGCAACUUGCAACAAUACCUAUAAUUCUUCUGUAAACUGAGUUACCAUUAAAAAGCUUUACUACCUGA
Nilaparvata lugens (brown planthopper) is the source of this 2996-nucleotide messenger RNA. Its product is annotated as dual 3',5'-cyclic-AMP and -GMP phosphodiesterase 11A. The coding region runs from base 170 to 2854 and encodes 894 amino acids. Lineage: Eukaryota; Metazoa; Arthropoda; Insecta; Hemiptera; Delphacidae. The record is from RefSeq and is a predicted model, not a curated record. Gene Ontology annotation, molecular function: 3',5'-cyclic-nucleotide phosphodiesterase activity; protein binding. The transcript is spliced from 20 exons. Gene Ontology annotation, biological process: signal transduction.